AUGUCCCUCCUCCAGUUCCCCCCUCCUCCUUCCUGUCUCGACUACUCUGUGCUCGGCCCAAUUUUAUUCUCAUUAUAUAUGCUUCCACUAGGAAACAUUAUCAGGACACACUCGGUAAAUUUCCACUGCUAUGCGGAUGACACCCAGUUAUAUUUGUCAAUAAAACCUGAACAAAGUAAUCAAUUAACUAAACUUCGAACAUGUCUCAAGGACAUAAAAACCUGGAUGACCCGCAAUUUUCUCUUAUUAAACUCAGACAAAACAGAGGUUAUAAUACUUGGCCCCAAACACCUUAGAGAUGCAUUAUCUAAUGAUAUAGCUGCGCUAGACGACAUUGCCCUUGCUUCCAAUGAAACAGUCAGGAACUUGGGAGUGAUCUUCGAUCCUGAUUUAUCCUUUAAUAGUCACUUAAAACAAAUUUCUAGGACCGCUUUUUUCCACUUGCGUAAUAUUUCAAAAAUUAGACAUGUCCUUUCACAAAAAGAUGCAGAAAAACUAGUCCACGCCUUUGUUACAUCGAGACUGGACUAUUGUAAUUCAUUAUUAUCAGGCUCCAGCAGGAAGUCGUUAAAGACUCUACAGCUUGUCCAAAAUGCUGCAGCACGUGUCCUGACGAGAACAAAGAGAAGAGAGCACAUUUCUCCAAUAUUAGCAUCGCUACACUGGCUUCCAGUUAAAUCUAGAAUAGAAUUUAAAAUUCUCCUCCUCACCUUCAAGGCCCUUAAUAAUAUAGCGCCUUUAUACCUUAAAGAGCUGUUAAUACCUUAUAAACCCACUAGAGCACUCCGCUCCCAGAAUUCAAGCCUACUUGUCGUCCCUAAAUUCUCUAAAAGUAGAGUAGGAGCCAGAGCUUUUAGCCAUCAAGCCCCUCGGCUGUGGAAUAAUCUACCACUUUCAGUUCGGGAGGCAGUCACCAUCUGUUCGUUUAAAAGUAGGCUCAAAACCUUUCUUUUUGAUAAAGCUUAUAGUUAGAGCUAAUUAGUGCGCCAGAACGUUACUUGUUCUAUUUUAUGACACAUGACACACGGAGCUUCUCUUUCCAGCUUCUCCUUCCUCUUCUCCAUCCCUAUCCCCCUUCCCCGGAAUCCCUUUGCUUUAUCACCCGCAGAUCCAGGGCCUCUGUGGCCGCACCAUGGAUUACGGUUUGUGGAUCGCGCACCGGGGGUCGCGGUGUUGGAUCCAGUGUGGCGGAUUCUGAGUCAUGUGGGCUGAUCGUGGUGCUGGUGGCGGACCCUGUGUCGCGUUGGCAUUGGGCACGGGCGGUGGACCAGGACCGCAGUGGUGGCUUGUGAUGGGUCCUCCUGGUGGGCGGCGGUGGACGGUGACUGAGGACUGAAGUGGCGUCUGGUCUGGAUGGUGGAUCGUGGUCUAGAUGGUUGCUGAGCAUGGACUGUGCUUCAUCAAUGCUGCUAGAGACUUUGAUUAUUGCUGAUGUUCUCCUGCACGUGGCAUCUAUUGCACUUCUGUCCGUCCUGGGAGAGGGAUCCCUCACAUGUGGCUCUCUCUGAGGUUUCUACAUAUUUUUACCCUGUUAAAAGGGUUUUUUGUAGUUUUUCCUUACUCUUGCUGAGGGUUAAGGACAGAGGAUGUCACACCCUGUUAAAGCCCUAUGAGAUGAAUUGUAAUUUGUGAAUAUGGGCUAUACAAAUAAAAUUUGAUUGAUUGAU
This is a messenger RNA of Platichthys flesus (European flounder), 1667 nucleotides long. RefSeq lists its product as uncharacterized. NCBI's taxonomy places the organism in Eukaryota, Metazoa, Chordata, Actinopteri, Pleuronectiformes, Pleuronectidae. The transcript has 2 exons. The record is from RefSeq and is a predicted model, not a curated record. The coding region runs from base 1 to 972 and encodes 323 amino acids.